This is a messenger RNA of Bradysia coprophila, 2613 nucleotides long. RefSeq names its product bifunctional 3'-5' exonuclease/ATP-dependent helicase WRN-like. The record is from RefSeq and is a predicted model, not a curated record. Gene Ontology annotation, molecular function: ATP binding; nucleic acid binding; 3'-5' DNA helicase activity. NCBI's taxonomy places the organism in Eukaryota, Metazoa, Arthropoda, Insecta, Diptera, Sciaridae. Gene Ontology annotation, biological process: telomere maintenance; double-strand break repair via homologous recombination; DNA replication. Gene Ontology annotation, cellular component: nucleoplasm; nucleus; chromosome.
UGGUAGUAUUGUUUACGCGGGCUGUCAAAAUUCUGUUUUUGUUUUUGUGAUUUUCUAUCCGAAUCAAUUUGAAUUCGAUGGUUGAGUAAACUACCUAACUUGCAAUACGUUCAGCUCUCCCCAAUUGAUAACAGAAUGGAUUUCGACUGUGACGAUGACGCCGAAUUUAUGAAAGUGCUCGAUGAAAUGGACAAUCAAAAUGACACCGAUUCCAUUCCACUUGAGCCCGAGCCCCGCACCGAGCAUUUCGAAUGUUUACAAAAUGUUUUCGGUCACAGUGGAUUUCGGCCCAUGCAAUGGAAGGUCAUUCGGUCGAUAAUCGAAGAAAAACGGGACAAUUGCUGCAUCAUGGCAACGGGAUACGGAAAAUCGCUUUGCUUUCAAUUUCCACCGGUGUUUACGAACGGGAUAUCGUUGAUUGUGUCGCCGCUGAUUUCGCUAAUGCAGGACCAGGUGAAAUCGUUGAAUUUGGUGAACAUUCCGGCCUGUAUGCUCGGAUCGGCUCAAGCUAACAAGUCUAUUGAAGAUGAGAUCGUCAACGGUGACUAUCGCAUUGUCUAUUCGAGUCCGGAAUACCUAAGCGGCUGGGGAUCGGGGCUGGUUGGCAAACUAAAGGACAAAUUGACCUUGAUUGCUGUCGACGAGGCUCAUUGCAUCAGUUCCUGGGGACCAGACUUUCGGCCAAAGUUCUUGGAGCUGAAGAACAUUCGAAACGCCGCACCCAAUGUACCGAUUCUUGCUGUUACUGCAACAGCCACUGACCAAGUGCAAAAGGACAUUUGUUCCAUUCUGAAAUUGAGAAAUCCCCAAGUCAUUUCCACUGGUUUCGAUCGACCCAAUCUGGAGAUUUUGGUUCGACCGAAGACGAAAGACGCAUGGAAUGACAUUAAGUACAUAUUACGGUCAAAACUACUCGCCGAAGCUAGCUGUAUCAUUUAUUGCCUGACCCGAAAGUAUACCGACAGCAUCUGUGAUGAUUUGAAACGUGAAGGCAUCAAGUGCGGUGCAUAUCAUGCCGGUAAAACCAUGAAUCAACGGAAAGAGAUAUUCGAUAAAUUUGUCAAGGACGAAAUCAAUGUUAUCGUGGCAACUGUGGCUUUCGGCAUGGGCAUCGAUAAGUCCGACGUUCGAUGUGUCAUUCACUAUGGAACACCAGCUGAUAUGGACAGUUAUUAUCAAGAAAUCGGAAGAGCUGGUCGCGAUGGAGUUCAAUCGAAAUGCAUUCUGUUCCAUUCGCCUGGAGAUUUUGAAGUCCAUCGACAUUUGAGAAUGGUAUCUAAUCUGUCCGACGCGCAGGUACGCAGAGCCGAAGAUCGAGCCACAGUCAUGAAGGAUUUUAUUUAUACGAAACAAUGUCGCAGACUCAAAAUUCUCCAAUACUUUGACGGCCCGACCGCAACAUGUCCGAAAAUCCCUGUUUGCUGUGACAAUUGCCGUUUGGCGGCAACUUCAUCAAAUACUCAAAAUGUCUGCAUCAACGACAAAGAGAUUGACUUCUCAAAAGAUGCGAAAAUCCUGCUCAAUGCAAUAGAUCUGUUCGGUGGAAGCACUGGCAUAACUAAACCGAUCGCUGUUCUCCGCGGUUCGAAACUGAAAACCGUCGAACGAUAUCACAAUCACAAGUUAAUGGGCUCUGGUGUGCAUCAGUCCGAGCAUUAUUGGAAGAUAUUCGCCGAUCUGCUGGAACGUAACGGCUUACUGGAGAGACAACAUGCCAAACAUGGUACUUUUAAAUAUUCAACCACAAACCUGACUCGCCAAGCACGGGAUUGGUUAGUCAGUGGAAGACCUUUCGCAUGCGUUCCAUCCGAACAGUUGUUCCAAAUGAUGACAUCGGAGAAAAAUGCACCGAAUCCAUCGUCGACCAAACCGCUGUACGAUACACAAUUGGCAUCGAACGGAACACUGUCUGCCAAUCAAAUUACGAAAGUCGAAUACAAACCGAAAGGAAACGACGAAUUGAAAAGAAGUCUUCUGGUUGUACGGGCAAUGAUUGCUAGCCGAGAAGGAACUAUGCCGUACAAAAUUGCGUCAGAACCGGCAAUAGACCGGUUGGUGCAGAUACAGCCGCUCAACUUACAAGAGCUUCGUGACGCUAAAGUAGAUGGAUUUUCAGAUGCUCUGGUGAACCAGUUCGGUCCCGAAUUUUUGAAAUGCAUUCAACGCUCGAAGGGACUGCUUCCUCAGACCAGUAGUGAGAAUAUGGUCCAGCCAAAUACAUCGACCACAAAACCGUCCACAGUCAAUUCAUCAGAUCAACAUGAAUCUCCUGCACCCCAAUCCGCAAAUCAAUCGAUGUUUGACGAUGACGACGACCUGUUCUUGAAUAUAGAGAUUGAUGGCGAAAAAAUUGUCCAAAAUCCAAGUGCUACAAAGUCAGUGCCACAGACGAAAACAGCGCGAGUGACGACAACAUUUUCGAAACGAGUGAAAUACGAGAACAGCAGCAGCGAUGAAGACCCAACUUCGUCGGAAAGUAAACCAGUUGACUGUCCACAACGUGAUGCUCAUAAUCCUCCGAAACCGAUCGGAAUCAGAAAGCGAAAAAUUUUUUAGUGAUGUUCGUUGAAGACUGAUUGAAAUAUAAAAGGAACAUUUUCAUUUUACGCUGUU